This is a messenger RNA of Symbiodinium sp. CCMP2592, 4053 nucleotides long. NCBI's taxonomy places the organism in Eukaryota, Dinophyceae, Suessiales, Symbiodiniaceae. The record is from the annotation of a GenBank genome assembly.
AUGAACGCUGUGAUAGGUCAAGUCAAGUGUUUUGCCUGUGACGAGUCUGGGCAUGUGAGCCACAACUGUAAGAUGUAUGAGCUGGUUGAAGAGGCCAAGGAAGGCAAUGAGGGAGGUACUGACGACGCGACUUGGGCCGACGAUUCCUGGCAUGAAGGCUGGGAUCAGUGGGAUGCCAGCACAGGUCAUGAGGCCUGGGGUAGCGCGAUCGUUGAGACUUCGAAGGAGACUAAGCCAGUUAAGAAUCUACAGUUGAGUGCUGUGAUCUUUUCGCCGUUGCUGGUAAAUGAGAUCCUGGAGGACCCACAGGACUGCGAGUGGUGGUUACUUGACAGUGGGGCUGGAGUUUCUGUGUUGAGUGAGAGUGCUGCUGCGUGGUUUGGGAUAGAUGUUGGUGAGCUCAGAAGCUCACGAGUGCAGCAGGGCGCGUGUGCUAAGGAGAUCGUGCUUUUCUGCAAUGUGCCCUGGGUGCGUUUGAGACCUGUGGUGCAUCCGGAGUCGCCUGAGGGCGAGCUGUGUUUGGCGCCAUUGACGCCUCAGGUCCCACUUGUCAUACUCCAUAUCACCCUGGGUGCAAGCACUGCCAGGUGUCCAGAACGGUUUUUCAGCAUAGGAGAGACGAGAGGUCAGAUCGGACAAUUUGCGUGUGCUUGUGAUGGUGGAACGGAUGUCGUCCAUGAUAGGUGGCUUCGUGAGUUUGGGCUUGAGUCGGGCACAUGUUCAAUCCUCAUGUUGACAGACGCAGAAGAAGCCGUGUCGGACUUGGUGGCCGGCGCCUCCGAUGAGUUUGUGUUUCAGGUCAGGAAAGCAGGUCCUCAGUGUCACGAGUCGAUUGGUGUUGCCGAGCGCGGGGUAAGGAAGAUUAAAGAGUCAUUGCAAACAUUGCGUAGUGAUUUGAAUCAUGAAGGCCUGGACAUCUGCUUCAAUCACGUCGGUUUCAGUGCUGCUCUUACGUAUCUUUGCGGUAGCUUGAACAGGUUCUCGAAGGCUCAUGGGUCGGACCUUGCACCAUGUGACAUGCCUAUGCAGAGACCAACCCCCAAGGGCGCCUUCACUCUGUUUGGCGCUACGGUCUUAGCCGAGCUGCCGCAGUCGAUAAAAGAUCUGGGACCGAACCUACCCCGGUUCACGGAGGCUGCCUUCCUCUACCCGGUGUUAGGGUCCCAGGCCAUUCGUGCUGCUGCGCUGAUUCGACUUGAGGGCAAGUUGGAACUAAAGGUCUUUAACGCAAAAUCUGUGAAGGUAACGGUUCCGCUAACUUGGCGGCUUGAGCUCGUGGAAGGAGUGAUUGCUCCCAUUGGUGGCGGACCCAGAGUCCCUCCUGUUCUUGAGCAUCGUGAAGUGCUUGAUCCUCCUGUGUCAGUCCGUGGGCCUGCAUCGGGGCCGCCUGUUGAUUGGCUUCGGCGUCAUGGGUACACGGCUCGAUGCCCAGCGUGCUCUAAUCUUCAAGCUGGCCGACGGGCAGGUCAGAAGCACGGUCGGGCUUGCCAGCAGAGGUAUGCUCGUUGGCUUCGGGAGUCGGUUGCUGGUGACGACGCUGCCGUUACAGAGGAUAGGGCUCGAACUGUGGCCGCAGAUCCGAUUGCAGCUCCUGACCAAUCUGGCCAGGAGAUGGCCGUGGAACUUGGUGAUCAGGGUGACGGUGCUCCGAGCGUUCCAGUGCAUCGGGUCCUGAUGCCGAUGGCGUCCGUAGUGAUGCCCAGCAUGCAGGGUCGCAUCGGGCAUCGUCUGAUUCUGGAGGCCUGGAGCCUGAUUCAAAGAGGAGCGAAGGCUCCACAGGGCUUCAGUUGGGAUCUUCAGCUGGGCAUGCCAGCUCUGGUGGUGGCUCCGGGCCCCAGCGUUCCGCGGCUGGUCGAGGGAAUUAUGUGGGCGUCUGUAUUCGAUGAAGGGAUCAACAGCAUCAGGUAUGAGUCAUCUUCUGGUAAUGCCGCUAAGCCGAAGUUUGAGAGUGUUCCACUUGGGGGGACACGGGUGCACUUGUGGUGCCCUGACGGCGGCAUUGAUGAUAGCACGCUUGAAGAGCUUCCGGGAGAUUUAGUGUUUGCUGGCAUGAAGGAGGAAAUCUGCAAUUUGGAGAAUUGCCGCACAGGCCGCAUUAUCGGUUCUGAGGAAGUUGAUGCGCUGAAGCGAAAACAUCCGGGAAUGCGUGUGAUCCAAUCCAGGUGGGUCUGCGCUCGUAAGAAUGCUCAGCGAGUUCGCAGCAGGAUCGUUGCAAAGGACAUUGCCAACGGGUCGGCGCGUGGGACCGCGCAUGGUGGGCGAGCCAUCGUGAUCGCCUAUGUGGAUGAUCUGUUGAUCAUCACUGAUGAUGAGCUUGUUGAACAGGCCAUCCUCGGUGCCAUCUCGAAGCGGUUGCAUGUAAAGAUCACAGGAAGGAUCUUCCCCUCGAGCACCGGAGGUGGGAGCCUCACCUUUCUCGGUAGAUGCAUCCGUAGAUGGCCAAAUUCUGCUGUGAUUGAGUUGAGCAUUGACAAGCAGUACUUGGAACCAUGUUUUUGCGCCUACGGGAUCACGAAGGGUUCACAAGCAGUGCCUGAUGUUGCCAGUUUGCUUGAGAAAUCCGGUCCAGAACUCACACCGGAAGCAUAUUCGCGCUUUAGGCGAGCAUUGGGCCGGCUGUUAUGGUAUGCUCAGACGAGGCAGGAUAUUAAGUUGAUGCUCACCUUGAUUGCCACGCAACAGAGCAAACCUACUUCAGCCACUGAGUCUGCUUUGCGUGCUGUCCUUCGGUUCCUAAAGGGUGACGAGUACAUAAUCCAUCAGAUUCCCGCUGCGAGCUUGGAUCCUGAGUAUUUGAACUGCUCACGUGAUGAGCUGCUCACGCGCGUGCAUGUGUUCGCAGACGCUUCAUAUGCUCCAUAUCGCUUCCUUGAGCGGAGGGGCAUCACUGGAGGAGCAAUCACCUUUGCAGGGAGUGCUGUGAGAUUGGUUGCCAAAACACAAAGCGUUGUCUGUUUGUCGUCCUGCGAGUCGGAGUUGCACGCCUUGCAAUUCAUGGCCCAAGAAUGUGUCGCAUUCAUGUUCAGCGUGAACCGGGUAUUGGCAAGCUUUGGCGAGGCAUCUCUUCGGUAUGAUGUCCAAUUGGACACUCGGGAGGAUGAGGACUCCCAUGAUCCUGAUCAGGAGUCUGUAGCUGAGCUCUUGACAGACUCACAGUCGGCAGUCGACCUCCUCAAGGGGGAAGAUCUGCCUCGGCGGAGUCGACACAUUGAGAUCCGCAUAGCGUGGCUCAGAGAGCACCUAAGGUUUGGCCGCAUUCUGCUCAGGUGGCUGCGAGGUACUGUGAAUCCAGCUGAUCUUUUGACGAAGUGUUUGCCAACUAGAACACAUGUGCUUCAUCGUGAGCGCUUGGGAUUCGUUGCCGAGACGGGACAUGCAAGUGCCUUAUUUGCCCUUGCUCAGCUACAUGUACAACAUGAGAAUAAGACCGGAAGUUCUGUAGCUUUGCUGGAGGUCUGCUGUAGUGCCGACUCCGAGUUGUCGAGGGCAUGCCGUGAGCUUCGGAUUCCGUAUGUUGGCAUCACGGCGAAUGCGGAAACGUCUCGUGUGUUUGAGCAAGCUGCUAGGUACGUCAGUGAGUGGAAGCUGAGUGGGCUUUGGGUUCAUGUGCACACUUCCACGCCAUGUGCACCUGGAUCACCGCUGAAGCGGUUCAGUGAAUCGAAGACCGAAGCCGACUUUGCGUGGGAGCCUCUUUGCAAGUACGCCUUGAAGUAUCUGAAGCUUGGUGAUGGUAGAUCUUUUGAGCUGCCGUACCUUAACGAGCUUUGGAAACGACAUGGAACACAGAAACUGUUGAAGGAUGCUUGCUUGAUUUUUCACGUGCAGGUGUACCUGUGUGCGACGGGCAUGAUGUCAAAGUCCGGCCUGCCGAUUGGCAAGCAGUUGUGUUUUGCGUGCUCGCAUGAGGUCUUCAGUCGAAAGCUGCGUGAGUUGUUUGGCACAUGUCGUUGCAGUGCGCAUGCCAGCUUUGCAGACACUGACUACACGUCAACAGGACACUACAACAAAGCAUUGGCAAGAGGUAUCAUCAAAGCCCUGAGUACAGUUUAA